Molecule: messenger RNA, 1334 nt
Organism: Sipha flava (yellow sugarcane aphid)
Lineage: Eukaryota; Metazoa; Arthropoda; Insecta; Hemiptera; Aphididae
Exons: 2
Coding region: 206-712 (168 amino acids)
Molecular function (GO): nucleic acid binding
Source: RefSeq, a predicted model, not a curated record
AAUUUAGUCGGUUAUGAAUAUACAGGUUGUUCCAAAAUGAUUCAUCCGAUUACGAACUGAUAUAGUUCGGCAACGGUUAAUCGCAGGUUAAUGACCAAUGUAUUAAUGGAAAGAUUAGAUAACUAAGUUUAUAUAUUUAAGUUAUCUAGUUGUUAAAUUUGGCACCGCAAUCGUCAGUGACGUAACUUAAUUAGUUGUUAUCGAAAUGUUGACCGAGCAACAAAAGACGUUUUGUGUGCUCCGCUUUGAAAAGUGCGAGUCUGUUAUUACCGUGCAGCGUGAUUUUCGUCGAAAGUUUAACAUUGAACCUCCAACAGCCCAGAGUAUUCGAAGAUGGCAUAAAAUUUUCCAAGAAACUGGUUGCUUAUGUAAAGGGAAGUCAUCAGGUAGACCAAGAACUUCGGAUGAAAAUGUUGAACAAAUUCGAGAAAGUUUUGUAAGAAGUCCACAGAAAUCAGUUCGUCAAGCAUCCAGAGAACUUGCAAUACCACUGACAACAGUUUGGCGUGUGUUGCGGAGACGCCUGAGACUUAAACCAUACAGAAUUCAAUUGUUGCAGGCUCUCCAUGACGGUGAUAUGCAAAAGAGAAUUGAGUUUUGUACAUUUGUUCUUGAGAAGAGUGAAGAGGUAGAACAGUUUUUCUAUCGUAUCAUUUUCAAUGAUGAGGCCACUUUUCAUUUGAAUGGGAAGGUAAAUCGUCACAAUGUGUGAAUUUGGGGAUUAGAGAAUCCACGGAAAGAAAAUGUACGAACAAUUUUUCUUUGAUGGGAACACAAUAACAGGAACUUCAUACCUACAAAUGAUUAAGGAUUGGCUAUUCCCACUACUACAAGCCGAUGGAGAUGAUUUCAUUUUACAACAAGAUGGAGCACCACCACAUUGGUCCUUAGAAGUACGCAAAUUUCUUAACGAUCAGCUACCACAGAAAUGGAUCGGUCGCUGUAGUGCUAAUGACGCUACAUUUUGUCCAUGGCCGCCCCGUUCGCCGGAUCUUACAAUCUGUGAUUUUUUUCUCUGGGGUUACAUAAAAAGCAUUGUUUAUGUACCUCCCCUUCAAAAAAAUCUUGACGAAUUGAAAAGUCACAUUACAGACGCCAUCAACUUGGUUACAGUCGACAUGCUUCAACAGGUUUAUGAGGAAUUUGAAUAUCGCUUAGAUGUGUGUCGUGCAAGUAAAGGGGGUCACAUUGAACAUUAUAAGCAUUGUACCUAAAACUUAAAAUAAUCCAUUAAAAUGUAAAAUUAAUUCUUACAUGAUUAAUCAAAUUUUACAAUAAAUAUGAUUUUUUUAAAUAGGAUGAAUCAUUUUGGAACACCCUGUAUAAUGAACCUA